Molecule: messenger RNA, 4498 nt
Organism: Peromyscus californicus insignis
Lineage: Eukaryota; Metazoa; Chordata; Mammalia; Rodentia; Cricetidae
Gene: Ankrd63
Product: ankyrin repeat domain 63
Exons: 1
Coding region: 721-1893 (390 amino acids)
Biological process (GO): regulation of gene expression
Cellular component (GO): nucleus
Molecular function (GO): protein binding
Source: RefSeq, a predicted model, not a curated record
CUCCGCCCCCGCCCCGCAACCGCCGCCGCAUUCCCUGGGGAGCGCGGAGGAGGAGCCGCUCCCCAACUUCGUGGCCCACGAAGGGGUGGGGGGUCAGGGGCGGUCUCCCUCGCCCUGUCCGUCUCUGUCCCUUACGGCGGAGCCCGCUUCCAGGGCAGCCAUUGCCAUGGAGACCCCCGAAGCUAUAAAGCCAGGUAUCUAGGCGUCGGGCACCUCACGAGCCGCUGAGCCCCCCAAGUAAAAAAGCAAGCGUCCCGGCCCCCGCAAGAGAGGAGGAGGCGGAGAGAGGCUUCGAGAGCUGGAGGAGCGGCGCUCCCCGCCGAGGCAGGAGGCAAGCGCGCCAGGCGGGAGCCACCCGCUCAGCAGGGGAGCCCGGGCGGCCCGGGAUGCCGGUGAGUGGCGCUGCUCCAAGCCACGAGGGACCGAGGGGCGUCGGACACGGGGGAAACGGCCCAAGAGUUGAGAAGGUCGAGCCUGAGCGGGAGCCGGGAGUAGCAAGCAGCCCACACCUCCAGGCGGGAGGCCCAGGGAGGAGAGCAAGACGAACCGGGAGCAGCAGGGAGACCUGAGCGGGAACCGCAGGACCCUCGGCUGCUGCCACCUACGCGCGCGGAAAGAGCGGUACCGGUGUCCGGGCCGGGGCCGUAGCCCCUUGGGGUGAGGGAACAGGGGCGCCCCCGUGCGGAGCUGUCGGACUUCCCGAGCACGGUCGCUGGAGCCAUGCUCAAGCCCAAGGACCUAUGCCCCCGGGCGGGUACGCGCACCUUCCUUGAGGCCAUGCAGGCCGGCAAAGUCCACUUGGCCCGUUUCGUGCUGGACGCGCUGGACCGCAGCAUCAUCGACUGCCGCGCAGAGCAGGGCCGUACGCCGCUCAUGGUGGCCGUGGGGCUGCCGGACCCCGCCAUGCGCUCGCGCUUCGUGCGACUGCUGCUGGAGCAGGGUGCGGCCGUGAACCUGCGGGACGAGCGCGGCCGCACUGCACUCAGCCUGGCCUGCGAGCGAGGCCACCUGGACGCCGUGCAGCUGCUGGUGCAGUUCAGCGGCGACCCGGAGGCAGCGGACUCGGCCGGCAACAGCCCGGUGAUGUGGGCGGCGGCGUGCGGCCACGGGGCGGUGCUGGAGUUCCUGGUGCGCUCUUUCCGCCGCCUGGGCUUGCGCCUUGACCGCACCAACCGCGCGGGCCUCACGGCGCUGCAGCUGGCCGCCUCCCGCGGUCACGGGACCUGUGUGCAGGCCCUCACCGGGCCUUGGGGUCGGGCAGCCGCAGCGGCCGCGGCCCGGGGCUCCAAUUCCGACAGUCCCCCUGGACGCCCUGCCCCGGCGCCCAGCCCAGAGCGUCGACGACCCAGCCCCCGUCGUCUACCGCGGCCCCUUUUGGCACGGUUUGUGCGAGCUGCCGGCGGCCACGGCCAUGGUCACGGCCACGGCCACGGCCACGGAGGUGAGCUUGCCUCUGCUGGCAAGGGCUCGGGCCGUCACAGGGCACCAGGCAGCGAGAGGCCAGAGCUGGGCCGGAGCAUGAGCCUAGCGUUGGGUACCAUGACGGAGGAGGAGACAGCACGCCUUCGGGCAGGAGCUCUGAUGGCCCGAUCAAACUCACCCCAGUCUUCGGGGAGUGGGCGGUGGCGCUCCCAGGAGGUGCUGGAGGGAGUGCCCCCAACCCUAGUGCAAGCCCCUAUCGGCCUUAGUCCUCAUCCCGAGGGUGGUCCAGGCUCUGGCCGCCUGGGUUUGCGGCGACGUUCCACAGCCCCAGACAUCCCCAGCCUGGUCGGGGAGGCUUCAGGGCCAGAGAGUGGCCCGGAAUUAGAGACCAACGCUCUGCCUUUCUCAGUGCCUGAGCCAAAGCCUUGGCAGGCGGGCACAGAGGCUGUGGUACUGCAGGCUCAGCGGUAAGGGGCAUGAAGGUCGAGCCCUGCAAAGUCCACCCUCUUGUCUCUGGUCACUGAGAUGUCCCUUUCCUCCAAGUCCUUCCCUUUCUCUGCGAUUUGCCCCCCGCCCCCGACACACACACACACACACACACACACACACACACACACACACACACACACACACACACACACUUUGUCCCUUACUGCUAAAGGAAGACCUCCACCAGUCCUCCACCAGAUUGGAGAAAGAGAUCUCGUCUUUUUGUGCUCUUUGGUAUUUCCUGUGUAGAACCCUCACCUUUCGACAGCCCUGACUCUCUUGUUCUGGGGGUGGGGGGUGGGGAAGAGGUGCGAAAGACUUCUUCUGUAGGCUUUCUAGCCAGGAAAGUGGACCCUGAGGCCCAGCCGCCUAGGUUCUGCUUCGGUUCCUGUAAGACUCUUUGCUUAUUUCUAACUUUCCUAUCAGCUUGGCAGCCCGGCCACAGUAGAGAUGGCUUUGGAGAACAAAGGCCCAGCCCGCCGUGCCUGCUGACGCUGAUAAACUACCAGUUCCCCUCCCUGUAAGCGUUGGAGAAAGGGAGGUUUGAAACGGCCCCAUACGCUUUUUGGACCAGAGGGCUGAUUAUGAAGGAAUCCAUUGGUUAAGGUUUUCCGAGGUAGAAACUCCUUCUUCGAGAUGAUGAGGAUAUUGGGGGACUUUGUACCGUGCUGUUCACCAGUUGUCGCUUCUGGAGAAUGAGCUUCCUCUGACUGUCUCAGUCAGACCCAGGGUUCAACAUCAUUGAUAUUAUAGGGUCACUGUUCCUCCAAGCCCCUACUGACUCUUGGCUCCUGGGCCAGCUUGACCCCCAGCAUGGUUGCAUUUGAAUUUCAUCUGUGAGGUUCAAUCCCUCACUCAUCCUGGCCCAGCUUUACUUAUAUUUCCACUUAGUCCCAGAGGCCUGAAAUGGAAAGGACUUAGCGUCCCACCUCCUCCUCCCAGCUCCCCCAUUCUGCACGUGGGUGCUCCAGGAGGGUGGAACAGUUAGGAAGGAUUUGCUUAAUUGUAUUUCUUCCAACCCUCAAAAGAACUCGUGUUUUGAGCCUUUGUGUAUGAAGCAGAAAGCAGCAGGUCUGAUCCGAGGCUUAAGAACCUGACAAUGUCUCUUUAAAUAGCACCUCCGCGAGGGGGAUAAUUGACUGGAGUGUUUGCAACGUUCAACGGCGGAGCGCGGGAGUCGGGAGCCCACACGAACCGCAGGUCCGGAUCUAAAUUACAUCAAACUCCGGAGAGAGCAUAGGAGGGGGCUGCUAAACGUCUCCUGCUUCUUGCUGGGCUGUUAAUGGAGGGCAGGGCAGAUGAUGGAUGCUAAGAUCGAGACCCAGGCCCCCUGCCUGUGCCCCACCGCGUGGGAUGCAGUCCCAGCCCAGCUUCCAGCUUUUAUUACUGGGCAGAUUAGUGAGUCAGAAGCAACCGUGGAGAGGUAGUUAGGCCCCCUCCCCGCCAAGUCUUUUGUCCUCUCUCUCUCUCCCCGCCCCUGCCCUCCAACUCUGUACCGCCUCGACAGGCGACAGGCAACAAGCUGCGAAGAAAGGGGCUUGACAGGUCGCAUGCUCUACGACCCAGUGUCAGUGUUAGCUCCUGGUGGGAGAUCUAUACCAUCGGGGUGUGGUGAAAACUCCUGCUUCAAGGCAGUGGAAGUUUUCUGGCCGUACCUCGGGUUUCUGUUUGUGAACCCCGAAGAGUGCGCACGUAGCUCCUCACCUGCCCGCGAUAAAGCCUUUUUAAGACGUUGAUCUGUUGUCUUUGUGUGAGGGUUUCUCACCAGUAGCUCCGAGGGAACUGCCCAGAGAGAGAAUGCUGGUGCUGAGAAACUGGGCCUGCGGCUGCGGGGUAGGAAGUCAGCUUUUGCAGAGCCCUGGCACCUCCCCAGUUCCUUGGCUGGCUAGGCUCCGAGGCCGCGCGCCAGCCCGGUGAUCCUUGCUGCCCCCUGGUGGCAACCGCUGCGCUCUCUUCGCUGCGCCCAGGGAACUCAGACUCGGCUUUUAUCGGAGAUCAUCGAUGUGUAACUUCUCCCACUGUGCAUUUUACCCAUGAAGCAUGUUCCUCUUGCAGAAUAUUAAAUCCGGAUACUUGAAGUCUUCACUUCAAUGAAGUGAGGAACAGUGUACAAGUAAAGUCAGCACUGGGUGUAAAAAGUGCCCCGAACCCCUUUACCAAGAACCCCAAGCCAUUUUCCAAGCCAAGGCCACUGUUGAGAGAGUUCCUGCUCUCUUUAGAACAGCUGGAGCUGCCAACCCCUAUGGUUUCUGAGCCUUGACCUGACCACGUGCGUUGUUUUCUCAUGACAACUGCUUUCCAUUCUGUGGUGAUAGAUCUGCCACCCCACUCCAACACACACACACACACACACACACACACACACACACACACACACACACACACCUGCCUCUCCUCAGUCCCCUGAGAUAAACAAUACCUGAAAAGUGUCUGAAAAGCCAGAGGAGGUCAGGGCAGGGACACUCCAAGUGAAUACUGCUUUUUCUCUGACCCUUCCUUGCUCACAUUCCAUUUUCAACUGUGUUUAAUUUUAAUGACAUUGUUAAUGGUGUGAGAAUACAAAUAUUUUGGCUUCAAGCACCAUGAA